AUGACGGUGGGGAGGCGAGCGGGAGCCGCCGGCGGCGCCCGGAGCCUGCAGAUAUUCCCCCCCAGAUCCUCCUCAGACACGGAGGCAGAAGAGGAGCAGCCUGGGGCUGGGCUGGUUUUGCCUGGGGCUGGCGGACUCGAUGAGCUCUUCAGCCCAGAGGAGACAGAUUCCGCUUCUCCUGACUCAGCUGGGAGCUUUUAUGAGGCCCUGCGAGCCCUGAAGCAGAAAGGCCGGUGGUGCCUGUCGGAAUCCCUUCAUCAGUCUGACCCAGGCAGUGACGGGAGCCUCUCUGAAGACGGUGAGGACCUGGCGAGUUUCUUCCAGCACAAAGGCAGGGGGGAGCCGCAGGUCCAGCGCCCCCCAUCUCCAAGGUGUGGCUACCCACGGCGCUGCAGCUCCCUGAGCAACCUACCCUCCGACAUUCCCAAGGCUCAGACCCAGCCCCCUGCAGGCUCCCGGCCUCCUUCCCAGCACAGAAGCCUCAGCUCCUGGGCAUCCUCCAUCACUGUCCCCCAGCCGUUCCGCAUGACGGUGCGCGAGGCCCAGAAAAAGGCCCAGUGGCUGGCCUCGCCUGCCUCCUUCGAGCUCAAGAGGCGGCAGGCCCAGAGGCAGGGCCAGGAGGAGGCCGAGUGCCAGCGGCAGUUCCGAGCACAGCCCGUGCCUGCGCACGUCUACCUGCCCCUCUACCAUGAAAUCGUGGCGCGCAGCGAGGCCCGAAGGCAGGCAGGGAUCCAGAAGAGGAAAGAACUGCUGCUCUCGUCUUUCAAACCCUUCAGCUUCCUGGAGAAGGAGGAGCAACGGAAGGAAGCCGCUCAGCAGAGGGACCCGGCCGCCAGUGCUCAGGCCAAGGCCCCCAAGCAGACUGCCUCUAGAAGGAUCCCCAGGUCCAUUCUGGAGCCAGCUCUCGGGGACAAACUCCAGGAAGCUGAGCUCUUGAGGAAAAUUCGCAUCCAAAUGAGAGCCAUGGACAUGCUCAAGAUGGCCGCCUCCCCCGUCAUCUCCUCCAGUUCCAGGGCUGACCCUCAGCUCCGCACGGCCACCCGAACCUGGCAGGAAAAGCUUGGGUUUCUGCAGACUGACUUUGCAUUCCAGCCGCGGGUGAAUCCUGCCGUCCCUGACCAUGAGGGCCUCUACAGGGCCUUCCAGAGAAGUGCUGCCAAGAGGAGGGACACCCGAGAGGGGACUCGCAACAAGCCCUUCUUGCUGAGAACCGCCAGCCUGCAUCACACUCAGAGGCCCUGUGACCCUGCCGCCGCUGGAGGGAGGGAGGGCUCUCCACAGCCACCGGCUGCUCCCAGGCCAAGGAGCCGAUCUCCGAGUGGCCUUGCUUCCCUCUCUGCCAACACCCUACCUGUGCACAUCACGGACGCCACCAGGAAGAGGGAAUCCGCAGUCAGAAGUUCACUUGAAAAAAAGAACAAAGCGCAGGAGAGUACUCAGUGGUUGGAGAUGCAUAAAAAGAAGUGUCAAGCAAUGUCCAAAUCGGUGGCCUUGCGUGCAAAAGCCAUGGAUCCCCAUAAAAGCCUGGAGGAGGUGUUCAGAGCAAAACUGCAAGAAAACCGGAACAAUGACCGUAAAAGAGCAAGAGAGUAUAAGAAAGAACUGGAGGAAAUGAAAAAGAGAAUACAAACGAGGCCUUAUCUCUUUGAACAAGUUACCAAGGACCUUGCCAGGAAAGCAGCAGAACAAAGGUAUCAAGACACCCUGAAGCAGGCGGGGCUGGAUGAAGACUUUGUGAGGAACAAGGGUCAGGGCACCAGGACCGCACAGGGGAAGGCGCAGUUGGAAGUGCAUGGCUGUCCCAGCACCCAUGAAACUACAAAGCUCGGCAUCAGAAACCCACAGCAGGAUUUAGAAGAAUCUAGAGCAGCCUGCAGGCCCCAAGAAGGAGCAGGAGGAGCUGGCUUAUGA
Messenger RNA from Pipistrellus nathusii (Nathusius's pipistrelle), 1911 nucleotides. NCBI's taxonomy places the organism in Eukaryota, Metazoa, Chordata, Mammalia, Chiroptera, Vespertilionidae. The record is from the annotation of a GenBank genome assembly.